Molecule: messenger RNA, 576 nt
Organism: Rangifer tarandus platyrhynchus (Svalbard reindeer)
Lineage: Eukaryota; Metazoa; Chordata; Mammalia; Artiodactyla; Cervidae
Source: the annotation of a GenBank genome assembly
AUGAGAGGCAAGACCUCACCCCUCAAAUCCUUUAAAACUGAAACUCAUACGACGAGAGCCCUCUUAACUCUACUGCUGAUAACAGUCUUCAUCGGCCCAGGAGCAACCAGCCACAAACCCCAUCAGCCAGCUAACCUGACUUGGGUGAUCUACAAUCCUGAGACUGAAAAAGUGCUUAAUUCGAGCUCCAACGUGACCCCCAAAGGGACAUGGUGGCCAGUACUGACCUCUGAUUUGUGCGUGCUGGCGGCUGACGGUAAUGGGUUUGGUCCCCACCAACUGAACAAGUCCUUUGUCCACGGCUCUUUGAGUCUGUUCACCCGUAACUGUGAGCGAAAAGGCCCACAGUACAACGAACAGGUGCCUGUCUAUGUCUGCCCGGGAGGGAGAAAGGAUCAGAACCACAUUGAAAAAUGUGAGAGAGGUGACUCUUCUACAAAAACCUCCCCAGAAAGUAAGAGAGGGACGAGCCCAGCGGGAGAGAGCUCGAGGCGCCCACGAGGCCGGGCUGAGUCUUGGUUUCGGCGCUCCCCCUGGUUGCCCACUGUGAUCUCCACCCUCCUGGUCCACUCAUAA